UUUUUUAAUUUGAGGACCGAGUUUUUCUUUCAUGUCGAUGUUCCUGUUUGAUGUUUGUUUAUGUACUUGUGCUAUUUGCCCGAACUGCAUCCUAGGCGAGCCUGCUGAGAAGCAAGAGAGGAAAAUCCUCAGAGUGCUUAGCAGAACGGAACCUGCUUCAGAUCUUCACCAGCUCGAAUAAGUGCAGAAUCAGAAUGUUGGCGUCGUGGCAGAGUAUUGCCGUCUGCGACCAGGUGAGACAGAACCAACUGGUGAAAAACAAAGAGGCAACCAUAUCGAGCUGGGAGCGCGACCGAACUCAAAUCCACCGCGGGCCGGGUGUCUGGAAUGGCGAGAAGGAGAUGAGGUACAACUUAGUUGCAGUUGCAUAUGUCAAACCGCAUGACAGAUCUGGUUUUUUACCGAACUCUGCAUUACAAAUUGCCUUUUAUUUGUUCUUGAUCGACUUCGUCAGACACGUGGACGCCCGAUUGUACCAGCACGUCGAGGAAGGCUACACCAGCCCGAUCGUCUACACGGCGAAAAACGCGUACAUUUCCCGGCGACACUGGGGACCGCCAGAUUUCCGUAUGGCCCGGAGCACGACGAGUUUGUGCAACGAACCACUUGACCCCCGAAUCCGUCGCAGCACAAUGCGUCGCGUGAAGAGCAUCGACCCUAGCGCACCUUGGCCGAGUCAGGUACAGCUUCUUCUUUGAGUGGCAUUGUUCCUGUUUUCCUUUAGUGGUUUUGUACAGCAAUUACACUUCUUUUGCCCAAGCUUACUCGAAGGCUUCAUCUUUUCUUUUGAGAAUGCAGGAGGAAUCAUUCAUUGAUGGAAGUUGUGCAACAAGAGAUGCAAUUGCAACCAAAACCGUUUUAUAACUUCAGUUGGAUAACUGGACGUGCAAACGCGUUGUGGAUUUCCCCCCACCGAAGCACAACGACGCUCUUCGGCAUGGCAAAGAGGUCCUGGCAAAUGAGCGAAAAUACUGCCGACCGUGCUGCAUUCCUCGGGGCCGGACGCACGAGCCGUGUCCGAUGCCGCCGGAGGGACUGCCACAUCUUGGAGUUGACCUUCCUCUGCUCCUGUUUGCGCAAAGCUAGUCGUCCGAAGAGCGAAAUAUAGGGAGCGCGCACCCUAUGAAUUAGAGGUUUUUUCUUGAUGUUGUUGCUGUUUGUUUCAGGGUAGUGUCAGCUUUUUUCUUGAAGUUGAAUGAAAAAGUUUGAUUUUGCAAUUUCAUUUUCACUUUCACACAAAUCACACCACACUGUACGAUGCUCUAUUGGAAUUCUUCGAGAACGAACGGUUCUUGUGGGUAACGGCAAAAAAUGCUAUGUAUAGAUUUUGGUUCAUGUUGUACAGAAACAGAAACAGAUGGACUAUUCCCACUACGUCGCGGACAUCCUUUCAUCGUCGCGGCAGUAUCCUACCAGCGAAAUUGAUGCUAACAGGAAUACGAAACUUCGAGCAUCGUAAAAUCAGAACAUACUCAGUCGCUGUUCUUCUGUUGUUAAGACUCAUUCCCUAGUGCUUCGAUCUCGACAAAGAUGGUGAAGCCCAUGGGCUGUGUAGUUUGGGGGUGGAAAAAAAGUCAUUUAGUGACCUGUACUGUGUUUUCGAAGAGAAGCUGCAAACACCGGAGACAAGUAUGAGUAUCUCUUCAGCCAUGUCGGUUUUUUUUCUUUUGCUUCUCCG
Molecule: messenger RNA, 1678 nt
Organism: Amoebophrya sp. A120
Lineage: Eukaryota; Dinophyceae; Syndiniales; Amoebophryaceae
Source: the annotation of a GenBank genome assembly